Messenger RNA from Tachysurus vachellii, 3080 nucleotides. Its product is annotated as potassium channel subfamily K member 16-like. Bases 505 to 1434 code for a protein of 309 amino acids. Gene Ontology annotation, cellular component: membrane. Gene Ontology annotation, biological process: potassium ion transmembrane transport; stabilization of membrane potential. Gene Ontology annotation, molecular function: potassium ion leak channel activity. NCBI's taxonomy places the organism in Eukaryota, Metazoa, Chordata, Actinopteri, Siluriformes, Bagridae. The transcript is spliced from 5 exons. The record is from RefSeq and is a predicted model, not a curated record.
CCAAUGUUCUGCUGACAUGGUGCUACUCCUGCGUUUUUAGCAGUGAUUAAUGAGCUUGUGGGAGACAACUCUAGGUCCAUAUUAUAGGAAUCAUGCUCAGUCGUUGUCACAGGAACCACUGACUUUCACGAAGCCUGGUCAAACAUCCGUUUAAACCUACGGUGACCAAUAAGGAUGACAAAAAACACCUCACAUGUGGAUCCUAUUCUUCUGCUUCACUUUGGACCUUUUCCAUUGAGAGACUGACUUCUCAUUUCUUGCCUCCAUAUCGGGGCAUCUUAGAGCCAGGGUUUUCUCAUUCAUUUCUUAUACUUUUUAUUUCUUUUUAACAUUAUUGUUGGAUUUGUCAGCAAAAAUGAACAAUUAUUUAGAAUUUUUAGUGCAUGAUAAUGUCUGACCAUAAGAUUUAUUUCAACCUAGGAGGAUUAAGGGUUGGACAAAAAAGUGUUAUCUGAUCCACAGUAGGACCUCUGGGCGCUGUGUCUCUCAUGCUUGUGGACAUACAUGGCUCAGCUCCAGGUCACAGGUGAGAGGUUCAGCUGGACCACUCUGCUGGCCCUGUCUCAAUUUACUUACUUGCUGUUAGGGGCCACUGUUUUCCAACUGCUUGAGAAAGAGGCUGAGAACAAAAAUCGCAACGACUUUCAGAUGGAGAAACUCUACUUUCUGGCUAAUUACAGCUGCCUGGAUGGAGCAGCCUUGGAGAAGUUUGUAAAGGUGAUUUUAGAUGCAAGGGAAAGUGGAGUGAACCCUUCAGGAAACAGCAGUAAUCCAAGUAACUGGGAUUUUGGCAGUUCUUUCUUCUUUGCAGGCACAGUUGUCACCACUAUAGGCUAUGGAAAUCUCUCACCCACCACAUACCCAGGGCAGGUUUUCUGUGUGUUUUAUGCCUUGUGCGGGAUUCCACUUAACCUAGCCUUCCUCAACCAGCUCAGCAAGUGCCUCAUCGCUCAUCUGGGACGCCUGGAGCACAGGUUGAUGUCAAUGGUGCCUCACAAGCAGUGUGUAGAGGUGCUGGCGGUGGCCUUAUUCCUGCUCAUGGGCAGUCUGCUCUUCCUGAUCUUCCCACCGGUGAUCUUCAGCUUCGUGGAGGGCUGGUCAUAUGGACAGGGCUUCUACUACACCUUUAUAACGCUCAGCACUAUUGGCUUUGGAGACUACGUGGUCGGAAAUGGCCAGGACAAGCAAAACGUCUCUGUGUACCGUUGCCUAGCAGCAGUGUGGAUCAUCUUUGCCCUGGCAUGGCUUGCCCUUCUUCUCAACAUAGGCGCCAGGAUCAUGGAGCAUUUUCUCGGUCUCAAACAGCCUCCUGUGACUUCAAGAGAUGAGCAAAGGUCUUCAGUAAGGAAGCAAGAGGAGGGUCUGAGUGCACCAGAAAACCAACCCCAAGAAACGCAGAAGGAAAAAAGCUUCUUUAAAAUCAGAAUGGUUUGAUCCUUGUGGAUUAAGACUCUCUGUUAUUGUCUGACACGAGCUGUUAUUGAGUGUAACGUUCACAUUUCAACCAAUUUUUUUCAAUAUCACCGUACAUAUAACGUGUACUUAAUAUUCUAGAUGUCAUACAUCACCUGUUGAAAAUUAUGCCAUGUUAAUGACUUGUAAUUAAUAACUUCUAUUAAUUCAAUUCAAUUCAAAUUUAUUUAUAUAGCACAUUUUUACAAUUGACAUCUAUUAAUUAAAAAUGGCAUGGGAGAAAUCAACAGAACCCAAAUAUUUUGGCUCCAAUCUGCUAUAUAAAACCAAAGUCACCACCAUAUUAAUAAUAUUUUUUCCAUCUUUUGUUUUCCCCCUGGGAGUGGAUUAGUGGUUAACAUGUUUGCCCCACAUGUUUGGGGUUUAGCAUUUGUUUUCCUCUGUUUCAGGUUUUUCCCUCACCAGUUCAACGCCAUGAAGGCUGUCUGGCAUCUCUAAAUUGUCCCUAGUGUAUGAAUGGGUGAAUGAGGGUGUACUGUGAUAAACUAGCCCGCUGUCAAGGGUGUCCUCUCCUUUUUGUCUUUUGUCCUCCCUUUUGGAGGGAUACUCCCUGCAACCCAGUGGAAACAGUUCAUAAAAAGGAAAUAGAUUUUUUUGGAGUGUGAAUAUUUUUAAUGUUUGGGAGCGGUCUGGCAAACUAACAGUGGUAGACCAGUGGUUAAGACAUUGGACUGCUAACUGGAAGAUUGUGAGUUGAAACCACUGGUAGUUGCUUUGGAUAAGGAUGUCUACCAAAUGUAAAGUAAAUGUUUUGUGUUGUGGUCCGAAUCAAGCGUGGACUCUGCACUGCAUAUCGUGAUGGUGAGGAACAGUUGUUAGAGUCAGCAAAGGACAAAGAAUAUACUGUUAAAUAAAACCAGACUUUUUAGGACUGGAGCAUUGGCUUUAGCUCAUUGUUGAGGUGAGAGCAUCAAACAAAAUGCACAUUUCAAGCAGCAUCAAAUCAGCAAACAGAUAAACCUAGCAAACACAAGUUUUGCAAACCUAAGAGGGCAAAAUUGACAUAAUGCACAAUCAAUCCAGUGUGAAACCAUUUGAAAGCACAAUCAAUCUGUGAAACCAACACUGCAAUAAGCCCGUCCUCCAAGAAAGCCCAGAAUCAUGUCUAAGAUUGAACUCAAUGGUUUUGGCCAAGAUUCGAUACACCCUUAAGGUAAUUUGUGAGUCAAAGACACCCAAAUUAAAGUGUAGAUCACAGCCCAGAUCCUCUUUUGGCAAUAGUCAUAUGACUAAGCACUUGUGUAUCUUCACACUCUGUUUGUCAGUAGUGCAUUUUGCAUUUGCAUUCAUCCUUUGAGUAUUCUUGUUGUGCCUUGGUGUUUGCAUUCUCUUUUAUUUUUUUACAUAGCUCAGGUUACUUCCAGGAUAAGCAUGCAUUCAGUCAAUUAUCAAAAUGUGUUAGAACUUUUACUGAACUGCUAUGCAUAUUUGAAGAUCACAAGUGUGAGAAUUAUUGUUGUAUAUUCCCAAUUUCAGUAACUUGUCAUAAUGAACAUGUGUUCAACAUGUGUGUGUGUCUCCUUUUCAUCAGCAGUCAGUGCUCAGAGAGAAGAAGAGAGACAAUUUAACCACAACAAAUUAAUUUUAUUCAUAUAGUCUGGUUAAUA